Molecule: messenger RNA, 1683 nt
Organism: Rhagoletis pomonella (apple maggot)
Lineage: Eukaryota; Metazoa; Arthropoda; Insecta; Diptera; Tephritidae
Product: putative nuclease HARBI1
Exons: 3
Coding region: 235-1278 (347 amino acids)
Source: RefSeq, a predicted model, not a curated record
CACUUGCAGAACAGCAGGUUAUCUAUUUAACUCGAAGUUUACCGGUUAAAUUAAUAAAUUGGCUUGCACAACAGUAGGUUAGGCAUUAACUCAGAGAUAAAAACUUAAAUAUUUAACCCACAAAAUUUUGAGGGUUAAAUUGUUAAGUUAGUGUCAGUUCUGCCGAAAACUAGAAAUACAAAUAAAAUUUAAAUUCUUUAAAUUGUGAAAUAUUUUAUGUAAAUAAAUGAAAAGAUGAACGAAUUGGUGCAUUCUGACGAUGAUGAGGAAAUCAUUGAUUACGUCAACUCAGAUUUCUAUAAUAGAUCAACAGCGGAGCGAAGUGAUCAUUAUAAUGAUCUGCGAGAGAAAGCAUUCCACAGGAGAUUUCGCUUGCAAAAGGAAAGCGUUAUUUUCCUUUUAGACAAGCUUAAACCGUGGUUAGAAUGCUCAAAGAGCAAUGCAAUAUCUCCUAUGAACCAGUUACUAUGUGCAUUGCGAUUCUAUGCUACGGGUAGUCAACUCGUAACGUGUGGGGACUUCAUUGGUGUCCAUGAGUCUACUGCAAGCAGAAUCGUGCAUAAAGUUACUGAUGCUAUAGCACGUUUGUACCCAGAAUUUAUACGAAUGCCGACAGAGGUAGAAGACAUGAGGAAAGCUGCAGUGAAGUUCUAUGAAAUUGCUCGAUUUCCGCGGGUCAUUGGGGCUAUAGAUUGCACUCAUGUCAGGAUAAAGUCGCCAGGAGGGGAAUAUGCGGAAAUAUAUAGGAAUCGAAAGGGUUACUUUUCAGUAAACACCCAAGCAAUCUGUUCUGCAGAUUUAUUGUUUACCGAUGUCGUUGCAAGGUGGCAUGGGUCUUCUCAUGAUUCUCACAUUUGGGACAAUUGUAAUCAGCGCAGAUAUUUUGUUCAGGGAGCAUAUGGUGAUUUCUGUUUGCUUGGAGAUAGUGGUUAUGCUCAAACCACAUUUAUGAUGACUCCAUUAGGAAAUGUGAGUUCAUCAGCGCAAUCUCUGUACAAUGAGUCACAGAUAAGAAGUCGAAAUACAAUAGAGCGAACUUUUGGAGUUUGGAAAAGAAGAUUUCCAAUAUUGUCCAGAGGAAUCCAAGUGCACUGGAGCAGAGUACCUGGAAUUAUUAUAGCUACUUGUGUUCUCCACAAUAUUGCUCGUCAACAAGCAGAUCCGGAUCCUGUUGUCGAUGCUGAGUACCCUGCAAUGAUAGAAACUGUAGACAGCCGGAAUGAAAUACAAAAUACCAACAGUUCUUCUAGAACCUCUCCAGGAAAUCGGGCCUUAUAGAUCAAUAUUUUGGACGAUUAUGAAUUUUAUUGCUAAACAAACCCUCUGUUUCUCAUAUGUUGUUGAAUAAACAUAUCCUUUAGUUUAACAAAAGAGAAUUUGUUUUAAUUUUUAGUUUACGGGUUUUCAUUUAGUUUUUAUUUUUGAACAGAGAAGCUUAAAUGUAGUAUAUAAAGAUUAAUAGUUUCACUUGAAUAUUCACAUAGUUUUUUCUUCAAGAUUCGAUCUUGUAUCUGGACUUGUGAACAUCGGACAGCCUUCAUUUAAACUUCUUUUUACAAAGUUUGCCUAUAUUUUUCCAGCUCAAGACUUCUAAUCGCCUCAUUGUGCUCUAAUUUCUUCUUCUUGUCCUCUAUUUCCAUUUGUCUCAAUAUCCGGUUAUGUUCCCGCCUUUCUUGCUCAUCG